AUGAUGUGGUGCUUUAGGCCAGCGGGCUGCCCUCCAGCCCUUCGUGGUUCAUCUAGGUACAGUGGCAGUGCUGCCCCUGGUGGUCAGUGCUGCUCCCAGCUGCUUCAGUCCCCAUGCGACGGCUCAGCAGAUUAUGGUCAUCACAGAUCAGAGGAGGCCUGGCCAGUGGGAACCCUGUUCACAUUUCACUCUGAGUCCCCAUCUACAUUUGGUAGGGCUGUAAGUAAUCUAUUAGAGUCUCAGGUUUACCCUGGCCCGGACUUAACUUUGAUUCUUUAUUCCUGUAGAGUAGACAACAAGCUCCAAGCUCUAGACGCACAGUUCAAAGAACUAGACAUUACCAAGGAUAAACUGACACAGCAAUUUGAACACCAUAGCAAGACUUUGGCAAGCCAGGCAGCCCAGGAUGAGAUAUGGACUGCAGUUCUGGCCCUCGGGUUCACCUCAAUGGAACUGAAUAUAUUAUUCAGCUACGUCAUUGAAGUCCUUAUUUGCUUGCACACUCGAGUGCUUCAGAAGCUUCCAGACAUGGUGAGAAGUCUCCCGACCUUAGCCUCUGUCCUUAGAAGAACAGUCAAGAACAAGCGUGUUAGAACCGUGUGGGAGUCAGUCCUGGAGGAGUACGGGCUGCAAGAGAGAGACGUCACAGCGCUCUGUACCUUCUUCAUUGCGCAUGGCGACAAAGCAGAACACUAUGCUGCUAAUGUACGACAGAUGUACAUUAAAGAUGUUACGUUCAUGAUCACCAACAUGGUAAAGAACCAGGCUCUGCAGGAUGGUUUGCUGCGGGCUGUUCAGGUCAUUGAGAAGGGGAAAGCAGUGAGGACCCCUGAAAACCAAAGGGCAUCCCUGAAAGAGUUGAUACCAUCAGCCAAAGAUUAACCUGUCAUCCCUACGGCCCAGCAAUUUCACUUUCAGUCAUUUGUAUCGCAAAAACAUGAAUAAUUUAGUGUAGGCUUAUUUUAUUUAUAGCAAAAGUGGGAGGAGCACUAAAGAAAUUAUGACAAAUUGAUACAACGAAUAUUUUGUGUGUAGCCAUAUUAAAAAAAUAAGCAAACUUUUUAUAGUGAAAUAGAGUCUGGGGCAACAAUGUGGGAAGCAGAAAGUAUAAAAAGAGGGCUGGAGAGAUGGCUCAGUGGUUAACAGCACUGACUGUUCUUCCAGAGGUCCUGAGUUCAAUUCCCAGCAACCACAUGGUGGCUCACAACCACCUAUAAUGAGAUCUGGUGUCCUCUUCUGGCCUACAG
Messenger RNA from Alexandromys fortis (reed vole), 1247 nucleotides. It is a transcript of the gene Smco1, whose product is annotated as single-pass membrane protein with coiled-coil domains 1. The record is from RefSeq and is a predicted model, not a curated record. Bases 1 to 882 code for a protein of 293 amino acids. Lineage: Eukaryota; Metazoa; Chordata; Mammalia; Rodentia; Cricetidae. The transcript has 3 exons.